Messenger RNA from Thermothelomyces thermophilus ATCC 42464, 2220 nucleotides. RefSeq lists its product as uncharacterized. The record is from RefSeq and is a predicted model, not a curated record. The coding region runs from base 101 to 1753 and encodes 550 amino acids. The transcript has a single exon. NCBI's taxonomy places the organism in Eukaryota, Fungi, Ascomycota, Sordariomycetes, Sordariales, Chaetomiaceae.
GUCCGCCAAACGCCACGAGGGGUCGACUUUUCUCAUCCUUGAACGCCAACCUCAGGUAUGAGUUUCGUGUCGGAUACCACCAAUUGAAUGGCCUGCAGCCAUGACAGACGGCAAAGGACUCGAAGGAUCAUUCACUGCACCUCCGCUGGCUCCCGAUGAGCUUCCGUAUGUUCGCCUACAUGUCACGCCGCUAGACCCCGAGUUGCUCAAAGUUCUCCUGUCGUCCGCCCUCCUGCCAAAGGCUCGCAAUCUGUCCUACCACACGCUCGAGACCUUCCCGGAAAAGCGGUACGGAUAUCUGGAACUGCCCAGCGAGGAGGCGCAAAAGUUGAGGAGGAAAUUGAACGGAUCGGUGCUCAAAGGUGUCAAGUUCCGCAUCGAGCCCGCGCGGCCAUCUCGCAUUCCAUCUCCGCUUGGUCAAGCAGCAAUGGCCGAGGAAAGCCCCCAAAAUGGUACCACAGACGACAAACUGCGGUUAAGUGACAAGGAAAGAAAAAGAAAGCAUGGUGCUGGGGAGCUUCGCGGCAUUACUUUAGCAAACGGGCGGAAAGUCAAGCGUGGGUGGACCAGCAUCGAUGAGCCAAAGGAAAAGAAGUCCAAGAAGGACAAGGAGAAGGUGGUGAAGGAGAAGAGGAAAAAGGGCACAAAAUCCAAGUACACCGAUCACCCCGAGUGUCUAGUCAAGACAAUCUUGCCCGCAAACGCUGCCCCAUUAGCCGAUGCAGACCACUCCACGCCAACAAAGAAGAAAAAGAAGAUCAAGUCGCGGGAGGUGAUCAUACACGAGUUUGAAAAGACCACCAAAUUCCCGACCUUCCUCAAGGCGGCGGCAUCUACCGGUCAGUCAGCCGCGCCGCUGGAAUUCAUUGACGACAAGGGUUGGGUGAACCAGAAUGGCGAUGUGGUCGAAGCGGUAAAGACCAGGCCCCCCCCAAGUGCCAAGGUCUUGCUCGCGAGCAGGCCCAAUGGUCAUUCCCAGAAUGCCGUUCCGGGUGAAGAGAGCCCGGCAAGUCUCAGCGACGGGCAAACCGAUGGGAGCAGCGAGCCGGAAAGCGCUAGUUCUGCUGGGAACAGUGAAACAGCUCCCGAGCCCUCAAAGGCAGAUGCCACUCCUCCCACGUCGCCGGUCAAAUCCAACCUCCCACGGCCCAGGUCAUCCGGUUCGGCAAGGAGUUUGUCGAUCAAGAUUCCGCCGGCAACGCCUGAUGAACCCAAGGUGCAUCCUCUGGAAGCCUUGUACAAACGGCCAAAGCAAUCCAAUGGUGAAGCUCCUGCCGAAGCCUCUGACGGAAAACCUUUCAGUUUCUUCGCUGAUAUAGGCGAUGAAGACGCCGAAGAGGAGGCCGAUGUGGAUAACCGCGAACAAUCCGAUCUUCAAGUGCCAUUAACCCCAUUUACUCGACGCGAUCUCGAGAUGCGUGGCAUCAGGAGUGCCGCGCCUACGCCAGACACAGCGCAUCCUAACAGAAAGUUUACACCGUGGGAAGGCGACAACGAUGAUGCGUCGGGAGACGAUGAGGAACCCAUCAUGUACGAGGACGGAGAGAAGUCGGAAGUUGAUGACGACCAACCUGCGUUAGAAAGCGCGAGGGGUUUGGAGAAGCAGGAUGAUGAGAAGCCGACGAGUGAUUUUCAGAAAUGGUUCUGGGAACAUCGAGGAGACUUGAACAGGUCAUGGAAGAGAAGGAGAAAGCUUGCGGGCAAGGAGAAACGGUACAGAGAGAACAAGGCUCGCAUGGCCCGAGCAAUCUAGCCCAUGUUCACCCGCCGAUACCCGUUUCUGGAAGUCGACGCUCGACAGAAGAUGUUCAGCCGUUACGCCUGAAAGGGCGUUUUCUGAGAAGAAGAGCUGCUUAGUGUCUGGCAUCACAUUUAAAACGUACUGGAAGGUUCUACACUUCCAUAUUCCUUUCUCACUCUCCACUGUCAAUCCAGUCUUGUCACCCCCUUGGCGAUGAGAUUGCUGUGAAUGAUACUUAUCUCGGGCACACGUAUCAACACUCCCAUGCUUAUAUAACGGGAAGCUGAGCAAAAGUUCUCAUACUACGUACAAAGUGGCAUAUCAGAACAAUUUCGAAACAAGAAACCCACAUCCUCAGCUCAACUGGCCCACCAAUCACACAGCUCAUUGUUCCGACCAUCUCGGGAAAGCGAUGGCGCUUGUAGCUCGGUUCUCUUCAAAUAUCCCUCUUACUGCUCCCGGAAUCAUCAACAAAAUGU